Messenger RNA from Fusarium pseudograminearum CS3096, 1224 nucleotides. RefSeq lists its product as uncharacterized. The record is from RefSeq and is a predicted model, not a curated record. The transcript has 2 exons. NCBI's taxonomy places the organism in Eukaryota, Fungi, Ascomycota, Sordariomycetes, Hypocreales, Nectriaceae. Bases 1 to 1224 code for a protein of 407 amino acids.
AUGUCCGAACACGAUGCCCUUGUUUUGUCAUAUAGCCAUUUGGCCAAGCUUCCCAGGGCAAGCGAGGCAUUACAAACCUUGAAAAAGGUGGCUUCCAUCGUGAAGCCGAUUAUGCGAGCGCGUAACUGGAAAGUUCGACAGUUGGCCGAAUUCUAUCCUGAGCAGCACAAUCUUCUUGGUCUCAAUGUAAAUCGAGGAGCCAAGAUAUGUCUUCGCUUGCGGCAUGCUGGAGAUCGCAACCAGUUUAUGCCCAUCGAAAAUGUUGUAGAUACUAUGCUCCAUGAGUUGUCUCACAUUGUUCAUGGCCCUCACGAUGCCAAGUUCCACGCUCUUUGGGACCAGCUUCGAGACGAACAUGAGGGUCUCGUCCUCAAGGGCUACACCGGCGAGGGCUUCCUCUCUGAGGGACGACGCCUCGGAGGGUCGAGGAUACCACCUCUCGAGGCUCGUAGACUGGCCAGAGAAGCUGCAGAAACACGUCGAUCUCGUCCCGGCGCUGGGUCGGGCAAGCGUCUGGGGGGAUCCGCCCCGCGUCCAGGCGAAGACAUUCGAAGGGUUAUUGCUGAUGCUGCUGAGCGGCGAAGCAGCACCCUCAAGGGCUGCGGCACGGAUAACCUGAGCGAAACCCAGAUUCAGAACAUCUCUGAUUCUGCUACAAAGAACGGUUUUCGAACGCAGGCCGAAGAGGAUGAGGCUAAUGAUGCAGCCAUUGCCCAAGCACUGUGGGAACUGGUGCAAGAAGACAAAUCAGUCAAAUACGGCAGCUCUUAUAUCCCGCCCACAGCCGAAAACCCUACUGGGAACGGUGGUGGAUCAGUAAUUCCAAAUGGGAGACCUAGUCAUAGUUCAGGGAGGUCUAGAGAGCCUUCGGGUUGGACUUGCGACACUUGUACUCUGCGCAACCCUGGCAAUUACCUCUGCUGCGACGCUUGUGGGAUGGAGCGGUCCGCAAGGCCAGGGACACAAGCGGUUAACGAUAACCGCCGAUCCAGAUCGCCGGUUUCUGAGAGACAACCUGCUGUUGUUGACUUGACACAGAGUCCGCCACGAGAUCGGCGAAGACCCUCUGCUAUGACAUCGCGGAAAUCGAAACCACCGAGUGCAGCACAAGGAACCGCAUCUUUAGGACCUCAAGUAUGGGAGUGUAGCUACUGCGGGACGGAAAUGCAAAAGCAGUGGUGGACUUGCUCAACUUGCGGGAAAUUGAAGGAUAAUUCACGAUAG